AUGAGGCUGUGCAUUACGAAGUUGGCUGCUCCUGCGAGUUUGGAUGUCGAGAUACGGCGUCUUAUUAAGGAGCAUCCACAAUUAGAAAACCUCGUUACUUUGCCCACUUCCCAGCCCACCGAGCCACAUUCACCUAAGUUGGUGGAACUAUACAGUUGCAAUAUCCACUUAUGGUUACUGUCAGUUGCGUGGAUUGUGGUGCCGGAGUUGCUGCGAAAUAGACAGGUCAGGAACAUUGACCACGGUGUACUUGUUCGGGGACUUGGUCUGAUAUCCCUACUCUCGUGUGCAGCAUACUUCUAUCGCUCCAAUAUUGAGAAAAUUGUGCCAUCGCAUUCCAGGGCUAUGCUAGAUGCAGUUCCCUGCCUGGAUGCGCAAUUGGCUGCAAUGUCCACUGCGAAUGAACCAAUGAGGGAAGAUUCAAUGUUGGAGGACGAUCAGUUGAAUGCGCGGCGUCUCUUCGCCACACUGGGAGGCAUUUUAGAGGAGAAAAAGGGAAGUGAUGGCAAACCGGAUCCACCCCACGUCUGUCUAAUCACCGCUGCCCUCUGCGCUUUGCCGCAUUUUGUGGGUCGCACGAGCCCAGUUUUCUCUGAUUUAUCAGCCCUCUGUUCGAGUGCAGCCCUCUUCCAUUGGUUUACGGGGGCUAAAUGGCCGGGUUCUACACUGGUUCACCUUGAGCCCAAGCCCCCUUCUCAAGAGCUUACAUCACCCACAGAGACCGCUCUACGAAACAGUGUUGCCCUGCAGAGUCUUGUCCGUUCUUCCGGCGGUUUCGCAAAGAAAGCCCGACCAGCGAAUCCAGACAAUAUUCCAGCCGCACUCGUGGAUCUUAAUACGGUGGAGCAGUUGGUCAGCAGCACAACCUCUGAUACUUCCGAGGGGAGUAAGUCGACCGAACAGCAACAGCGGGAGGACGGGCUUCUGAGUGAGCUCGCCUGUACUGCAGCCUUAGCUGUUGUCGAUUCACCCGUCGGUGACGGCAUCGACUCCAGUGAUGCACAGAAAAUAAAAGUGUUUCCCAAACCUUCUCCUUCUCUAAAGCGAAAUAACUCGGGCAGUGCCAACAUAAACGCAUUUUUCCUAAACAAGAAUGGCAAGGCUGCUUUCAGCGCUUCUCCUCAUCGGUCUCCUUCCCACUCUGCAUUCAAAAUGCUACAGCAUCAGCAGUACCGUUAUAAAUUGCCACCGGUAAUCGCUGAAUGGUUGCAUCUGUGUUUCGUAAUACCAACAAGUUGGACGGAAAAGGCUCGGCAAAGUGAGGGGAAGCGCAGUCAUUCAUUGGUGGCAACGCCUGCGGAGACUGGUAGGGGCUCAGCGGUACUGCGACUCUCGCUGGAUCAGCAGCGCCGCGCCAUAGAGGCCAACAGGCAACGAGCACUCCGACAAGGCGACAAGAUUGUCGCUCAUCGUAACCAAGCUGCUUUUCUGGCACUCCUCCAUUCCUCUCAGAAGCGUCGUCGUCAAGGUGCUAACGACGAAGGCCCUUCUCUUGCUGAAGAAGAAGAAAGCGAAAUCUCGCAAAAGUACAACGACGACUUUACUGUGAGUCAAAGUGAUCUGCCUCCGGAAGAGUCUGCUGGAGAAGAAGUAGAAGAGGAGGAGUACGUGGUAAAGGAAAAAUCCGAGCAAAAUUAUUCGAGUUAUUCGAUGCCAGAUGUAGAAGCCACCGAUAUGGAAGAUUUCUCAUCUAGUUGUGUACCUGAUCAAGUGGAAAUGUCAUCGGAUGGGGAACCCCGUGAAUCCCCUAUUCACUGCUCAUCUCCUGCAAAAAGCCUUCAGUCGGAAGAAAUCCCCACCCCUCGGAUGAACCGUCGACGAUCCUCUCGCUCUCCAUCGUCAACUUCAUCGCGGAAUCAAGAAAUUGAUUCUGAGGGGCACUCCUCUGUCUCCGAUCGGCGACACCACCAUCGCGCCAAUUAUGAGCAGUCUGUACAUUCUGCUCGUGACCUUCAUCACCCCGAAAGUCGCUGCUCCCAAUGCUCGCACUGCAAUUCCCAAGGCUACUACAAUUCCAUGCCUCGACGCAGGCACAGAGGGCAGAUGGAGGCAAACGUAGGCGAUGGUUCUUUCAAAGGGAAUGUCGAAUAUGAGGAACUUUAUGGAACCAUGCCUAGACGGCGUGCGCCCAAACCCCCACGUGAAAUGAGAUAUCACUGCUGCUCUGGAAAUAAUUAUCGGCAUAGUAGAGAAUUCUCUUCUGAGGAUUGCGAAGAAGACGAUGCCAUCUUCGUCGAUGAGACCGCUUCGGAGAUCCACUGGAAUAGUCACUUUGGUCGACGAAGGACUCCUUCAAAUCAGCGUCUACGCCGUUCACAACUGGGAGCUCUUGACUCUGGGGAGGAAUUUAGCUAUCCCGUAUGCAACUCGACCCUCCCUCCUCGUCCGCAUCGGCUAGAUCUAAAUCACUUAGGCAAGUCUGCGGGAACCGGUCUGGACGCUCUUGUGAUCGCAGAACUUGCGCGUUCAGUAACUACACUUCGCUCUGACAUUGAACGCCUCACUGCGCAGCAACUCUUCCUGUGCACCGACAUUCGCGACACUGAUCCGACGAAACCUGUCCCACCAGUUGGAUCCCCCCACUCUUCCCAUUUGCAUCUGGCUGUCACACCCUCCAGCAGCACCCGCGCCAUGUGGAGCACAAGGAUGCCUCUGCGAUAUCCCUCUCAGUGCAACGUACAGAAGAACGAUAACGAUCACAGAGAUACCGAUUCUCCAGACCAUAUGACCAGUGAAAUUACUGCACUUGAUAAAAUCUCCCUUUCUACUCCAGAGAUCAAUCCGUUGGAACCGAUAUCACCCCUCGAGACAAAAACAUCAGAUAAUCACACCCAUACUGCAACCGAAUCUCCAUCUCCCGAGCCCGAGGUCAUUAAGCCUGCUGAAAAGCUUUUCAUCACUUUCGAAAGUCCCACAUCGGAGCGUCUUCAACGAGCGCGAGAGCGUCUCGAGGCUCGCAGAGCUGCCGAUCGUUCCAGGCUAACCGAAAGCGCUUUGCGUGCCCGCAUGGCUGAUCAAGAGUCUCAGUUCUUGGCAGAAUUGUCCGAAAUGGCGAGAAACGUCCCUACUCUUCCUGCUGAUGGUGUUUUUCCCACUGAUAUAGAGUCCGAAAAUUCAGGAUUUCCCGUGCAUACAACUAAUGAUGACGGGGCAGCCGGCAAUAGUGAAGGUGGUUUGGUGGCUUCAGCUACUCCUCUGAAUCCCACCUGUCCGACCUUGGCACGAUCUCGUCAGCCUUCCGCCAGCGCUACCGUUGCACACAGAAAGCCUUCUGCUGGUGUAGCUCGAGUUGGUGGUAGCGGUCGGAACUCACGGUCGGCUUCACUUAGCCGUUCAAAUGUUCGCAGCUCGGUUACAUCGAGUAGCGGAAACCGAUCAACUACUGUUGGACGCGUGACUUCAACCAAUGAAAAAAGAGAUGCUGUAUCUGUUGGGCGCCAAAGAUCCGUGUCACGACGGUCUGUCAAUCAAAUUAGUAAUGGACCCAGUCUCUCCUCUCUUCAUCGACUGGAGAAUGGUGAAGAAAGUGCAUACAGCGGACCUGGUUUCCCACUUGCUGGCAUCCAACCGCAACCCCGUCUUUACGUAAAGCCAAAGUCGAAGUCGAACAGACAGGUCAUUGUGAACGCGAUUUCACACUGCUGCCUUGCUGGAACCGUGAAUGAACCUGCAAAAAAGCUAGCUUUGCAGGAGCUCGCUGCUGUGGAUGGAUCGCAUUUCAUUGUUCUUUUCCGAGACAGCAGAUGCCAAUACCGUGCUCUAUACGCCUUCGAUUUCGAAACAGAAGAACUGAAAUUCAUCUGCGGCAAUGGCCCCCGGAAAAUCACGCAUAACAUGUGCGACAAAUUUUUCAAGUACAACAGCGGGGCAAAACAGUUUAGUGAAAUCACCUCUACAAAGCACUUGAGUGCAGUUGUCGAUGCUAUCACUAUUCAGAAUUCCUGGUGGAUGCGAUCGCCUCCGUUGCACAGCAACGCUGCGCGAGCUACCGCAUCGGGUUACCUCAUGGAAGUCAUCCUACUUAAAUCCACAAAUGCUGGCACAUAUUCUUGUGACGCUGAUCCUUAUAUAAAUCUCUUAAAGUCUCGUGAAUUUUCAGUGGAGGUUAUUGAAACACUGUCAUUUUCUUCAGCGAGCUGUUUUCUCGUACGCUUCCACAAACUUAAUCGGUAUUUUUUGACUUUCUUAAUACUGAACCACAAAGGUCUCCCUGAGGAUCUAUGCUUUGCUGUUGGACCUGCCACAUCUUCUGCAGCUAGUAAGUUAGGAUUCAAACCAAGAGGCUCCCAUACUGGUAAUGCCAGAGAUUUGGCAAAUCUCAUCAUCGAUGAUUAUGCUGAAGAAGUGUCGACAAAACCUAUUCUCCUGCUUACUGGAGCACGCCAUAGCUCUGUUCUGCCGGAUAGAUUACGUAAAGCCGGCUUGUUAGUAGAAGAAGUCGUAAUAUACAGUUCUAAUCCAAAUCCAAAUUUCGAGACGCGGCUCCUCUCUGUUCUGAAGAAGAGCGAAAAUCAUCCACAAUAUCUGGUAUUCUUCAGUCCAUCAGGUGUUGAAUUGGCCUACCCCAUCUUAUCCAAAUUCCUAUCUCAGAAUGGUUAUGCCGUACAGAUAAUCGCAAUCGGACCCACUACCGGAGCGAAGGUUGAAGUCCUAAAUCUCCCACUAAUGGCUGUCUGCCAGUCAGCGACACCGGAGAGUUUGCUUGAGUGUCUACUGCAAGCUCUCCCUCGUUGA
This is a messenger RNA of Hydatigera taeniaeformis, 4734 nucleotides long. The record is from the annotation of a GenBank genome assembly. Lineage: Eukaryota; Metazoa; Platyhelminthes; Cestoda; Cyclophyllidea; Taeniidae.